Messenger RNA from Triticum dicoccoides, 2182 nucleotides. Its product is annotated as protein WHAT'S THIS FACTOR 1, chloroplastic-like. The record is from RefSeq and is a predicted model, not a curated record. Gene Ontology annotation, molecular function: RNA binding. NCBI's taxonomy places the organism in Eukaryota, Viridiplantae, Streptophyta, Magnoliopsida, Poales, Poaceae. The transcript is spliced from 4 exons. Bases 60 to 1310 code for a protein of 416 amino acids.
CUCACUCUCUCGGUCUCUCCUACCUUCCCGCACGAAACCACCGUAAACCCCCACCACAAAUGCUCCUCCGGGCGGCGGCCGCCGCCGCCCACCGCCUCCGCUUCAUUCCCCCGGCCCGCCGCAUAUCUUCCUUGAAGGUCCCGUGGCGCCGGGACGCGGUCCUGGACGCGUCCAUCGACCGCGACCGACGCUUCCACCAAGCGUCCCGCCUCGUCCGCGAGGUGCUCCUCUCCCCCGGCCGCCGCCUCCUCCUCCGCUACCUUUCCAAGCGCCGCCAGCGCAUCCGCCUCCCGGUCCACGUCGCAACCUUCCUCCGCCGGUACCCCACGCUCCUCUCCGUUUCCCCUCCCCCCGACCCCGUCGCCUCCCCGUCCCCGCAGCUCGCCUCCUUCCUCGAAUUCGCAUCCCGCCUCCAGGCCGCCCACUCCCCGCUCCUCGCCGCCAGGCUCGCCAAGCUCCUCAUGAUGUCCUCCACGCGCGCGCUGCCGGUCGCAAAGAUUGCUGCUGCCAAGCGCGUCUUCGGCCUCCCGGACGACUUCUUGGUCUCGCUGGUCCCGAGGCACCCCGAUCUCUUCCGCCUCGUCGGCGACCCAGGGCCGGACGCGUCCGGCGACGCGUUCCUGGAGCUCGCCUCCUGGGACGACCGACUCGCGAAGUCCGCGAUUGAAUUGAGGGCGGACAGGGAGGCCGAUGUUGUUGGCAUACGGCCGAGGCCCAACUUUACAGUCAAAUUGCCAAAGGGGUUCUACCUCAAGAAGGAGAUGAGGGAGUGGGUGAGGGAUUGGCUUGAGCUGCCGUAUGUGUCACCAUAUGCCGACACUUUCGGGCUUCACCCGGCAUCACCAGAGGCAGAGAAGAGGUUGAUUGGUGUUUUACAUGAGGUAUUGUCCUUGUCAGUUGAAAGGAGGAUGGCGGUGCCAAUCAUAGGGAAGUUCUGCGAUGAGUUUAGGCUAUCGAAUGCGUUCUCUAACGCGUUCACGAGACACCCGGGGAUAUUCUAUGUUUCAUUGAAGGGUGGCAUUAAGACGGUGAUAUUGAGGGAGGCGUAUGACGAAAAUGGAGAGCUUGUGGAUAGGGAUCCUAUGAUUGAGCUGAAGGAGAGGUUCGUGGCAAUCAUGGAUGAGGGCCAUAAGAAGUAUUUGGAGGAGUUGAGGAGGAGGAAUGAGAUGCUGCAGAAAGAGAGGGCAAAUGCAAUUCACAGGGGUGCCAAAGUUGACACAAAUAUUGAGGAAAGAGAUAUGGAGGGGUCAGAGGAAGAUGAAGUAUAUGAUUAUGCACAAGUAGAAUCAGAAGGAAGAGAGCCAUUGUGAGUGGUGGUUGUGAUGUUCAUUAUGCUUCUAUGAUAAUGGGACCUAAAGAACAGUGGCAAGGAGAUUGGAUGUUUUGACAGAUUCGAAUGUGAUCAUUAGGCAGCCAGUAAGAAGAUGGCUUAGUUAGCAGAUUAAGUCACCUUUGGACUGGGAGGACACUGAUGGCUUCUGUUUUGGAACCAUAGGAACAUUCUGAUCCAAGUAUAUUCUUUGUUCCAAAACUAUCACUUCAUCGACUUUUUACUAAUGUGUGAUGUUUACACUGCAUCGAUGGAAUCCUUAUCAGCUAUUAGAGUGGUAUAAACAUCCCAUUCUCACAAUGAUCUCUGUCUACUACGUGUUGUAAAUGUACUCUGCACUGAAGGAACAUUUAUGUAUGCCAUUAAAAGGGACUCGUAGGCCGUGUCUGUGGAGGCGUUUGUGUCCUUGGGAACUCUUCUGGAAUGCCCCCAUUGCGAAGCCGUGCGGACAUUGUACACGGCCGCGGUCGAGGAUGGCGCGGGUGCGGACGCGACCAUGUCCACGUCUAAAACACAGACGAAUGCGUGUUGCCAAAAGUAGCUGUAGUCGGCGUAGUGGGUUGCCCCUUACCAUCUAGUUUUUGAUGAAAGUCACAAGGUUGGAAUGUUAUAGCAGCCACAUUAGGUGUAAAAUCACUUUUCGUAAUUUCGCAAAAGGUGCUCAAGACUGUAUACUCGAGGUGGGGGUGGAACGGGAAUUGUCAGAUCAUAACGUCAUAUGAUCCUAAUAUAAUCAUAGUUUUUUUUUUGAAACGUGGCAAAAGAUUUGCCACAUGUAUUAACUGCGAAGGGAAUAGAGUGUUUUUGUUACAAGCCCGGACAUCUUCUGGUAUGAUGCUCCCUAGUUUUUUU